AUGCAUUCCCACCUUCACACCCCCUACAACAUCAACUGCGAGGAGAUCAUGACCGCAUUGGACGAAUGCCACGCCCAAGGGUUCCUGCACAAGGCGCUGGGCAACUGCAACGACAUCAAGCGCGAGGUCAACAAGUGCCUCUCGGAGCAACGCUAUGCGCGCGCAAAGCAGAACCGCGACCAGGCGCGCGAGAACCGUCGACGGAUUGAGAAGAUCUGGGCGGACGAGAAGGUGUUUGAGGGGGUUCCUGCUGCUGCUGCUGCUGCUGAGGGGAAAUAA
Messenger RNA from Aspergillus aculeatus ATCC 16872, 279 nucleotides. RefSeq lists its product as uncharacterized. The record is from RefSeq and is a predicted model, not a curated record. Gene Ontology annotation, cellular component: mitochondrion. The coding region runs from base 1 to 279 and encodes 92 amino acids. The transcript has 2 exons. NCBI's taxonomy places the organism in Eukaryota, Fungi, Ascomycota, Eurotiomycetes, Eurotiales, Aspergillaceae.